This is a messenger RNA of Fusarium poae, 3729 nucleotides long. RefSeq lists its product as uncharacterized. The transcript is spliced from 2 exons. Lineage: Eukaryota; Fungi; Ascomycota; Sordariomycetes; Hypocreales; Nectriaceae. Gene Ontology annotation, cellular component: fungal-type cell wall. Bases 1 to 3729 code for a protein of 1242 amino acids. Gene Ontology annotation, biological process: cell adhesion. The record is from RefSeq and is a predicted model, not a curated record.
AUGUGGUCUCGUGUCAUUCCACGUCAUGUGGUUCUAUUUGCUUUACUUGCUGGUGAUACAUCAGCUCGGAAGCAAGAUGUUGACUGUCCCGAUGGGAAAACGCUUCUCCAAAUCCAACCAAUUAGGCUUGUUGAAGGGUCAAAGACUUCUUAUACAACAGAGACCAGGACAUUUUUGAUACCAGCAGAUGCGUCUUUUGUAACCACCACCUUAUUUGGCGAUGGGCCCGAGACUAUUUACACUAUUCCUCCCCAAGGCACACCGCCGGUGGGAACGAUAAUUGUAAAAUCACCAAAAACUACUGUUACCUCGAUUAUCCCCUCCUUGGCAGCCAGGCGCACUCGCACCCUGACUCCUAGUCGAUCAGGGGACCCUACUACUGUCGUCGUUGAACAGCCGGAUAUCCCUUAUAAAACCAUCACUCGCACAGGAAACUCCGACACUCGUACGACAAGAACCGUCCAACCAGACAACGGGGAUGAGACCGGUACUAUUGUCGUUGAAAUUCCAAGGGAGACAGCUCCUUACGUUACUGUCACUCGAACGGGCACUCUUACUGUUCCUGUAACAUCCACACUACCCCCAACUGAUCCCAAUGGCAUCAGUACUGUUUUUGUUAUCAUCCCACCAGAGACUGUUACCUACACGGAUACUAGACAAGCGGACACAAGCGAUACCUUGUCCUCCUCUAGGCCAUACACAACGUUCACAAGAACUGGAACGGGAGCUUUGCCGAGGACAUACACCCAGACACCGGAUGGUCCUGGCGAGACGGGUACUGUCGUCGUCGAGCUUGCUUUUGUAAGGUUCAAUACGAUCACAGACAGUUGGACGGGUUCAACCACGCGGACUUUCACUGUACUUCCCCCCGAUCCCAGUCAGACUGGUACCGUGAUGAUUCAGGUCCCAGCCGAGGCUACUCCUUAUGUCACAACAACUAGGGCUGGCACUGGAAGCCUUACUCAAACUAGUACUCUGAUACCUACCAGGCCAGGACAGACCGGUACAGUGAUUAUCGAGGUGCCUCCUGACAGCACUCCUUACACGACAACGACGAGAACAGGCACUGAUAGUACCACCCGAACGACUACAGAACGUCCUUCACGCCCCGGACAAACGGGUUUAGUAAUCAUCGAACUUCCCACUGAUAAUGCUAGGUAUGCAACAGCUACAAGAUACGGCACCGCUUCCAUCACCAAAUAUAUCACUCAAUUACCCUCAAGUCCUGAAGAGACUGGCUUGGUCAUUAUCGAGGUACCUCUAGACAAUGCCCAAUAUGCCACAACUACAAGGACAGGUACGGGUACUACGACUAGAUAUAUCACCGAGCCACCCGCAGCCCCAGGAGAAACUGGUAGAGUGGUUAUAGAGAUGCCAGCAGUAAAUCUACGCUUUGCUUCAACUUCGAUGUUUGGUACUGCAACCACUACCAGAUACAUAACUCAGCUACCUUCAGACCCCAAUGAGACUGGCCUCGUAAUCAUCGAGGUACCCAUGGACAAUAUCCGCUAUAUAACAACUACAACCACAGGUUCUGCUAGUACUACCAGGUACAUCACUCAGACACCGAGUAAACCUGGUCAGACUGGAAUUGUGAUUGUUCAACUCCCCGCUCAGGAAAUUCCUUUUGUCACAACCACAUCCUUCGGAUCUGCUUCAACAGCUUAUACAACAACUCAAAGCCCUACGGGCACCGAACAAACCGGUACAGUAAUUGUUGUUCGCCCGCAAAGGUAUACCACAACAACCAGCUACGGAAGUAUCUCGGGCCCAUCAACAACAACUAAACAACCUGAGGCUCCUGGCCAAACCGGAACUAUUAUUGUAGUUCUGCCUCAACUCUUCAUCACGACCACUCGUUACGGAAGUGGAUCUCUCCUUUCAACAACGACGCGACAGCCACAAAGACCUGGGCAACCCGGAACUGUGAUCGUCUCUGUCCCCCAACGAUUUACAACGACGACUAGAUACGGAAGUGUGUCAAGAGCCUCGACAAUAACACGCCAACCUGAUGUUUUGGGGGAGACUGGGACCGUGAUUAUCAUUGCUCCGCAGCGGUUUACAACAACAACCCGCUACGGAAGUGUCUCACGCUCCACAACUGUAACCCAAGAACCUGAUAUUCUAGGGCAGACUGGUACUGUUAUCGUUGUUCGCCCUCAACGAUUUUCAACAACCACUCGGUACGGUAGCGUCUCAGGCCCCACAACAGUAACUCAACAACCCGAUAUCCCAGAGCAAACUGGAACUGUCAUUGUUGUCCUUCCCCAGCGCUUUACAACAACUACAAGUUACGGGACUACAUCCUCUACAACAACCCAGCAACCUGAUAUCCCAGGACAAACCGGAACUGUCAUUGUCGUUGUCCCUCAGCGAUACACAACAAGUACUCGAUAUGGGAGCGCCACAGUCCCUUCAACCACGACCCAAGAUCCUGGAAGACCUGGACAGACCGGAACUAUCAUCAUUGAUCUUCCACAGCCUUUCACUACAACAACUCGCUAUGGAAGUGUCACUAGCCGUACUACUACUACGCGAGCCCCGGGAACAGCUGGACAGACAGGCACUGUUAUCGUUUAUCUUCCCCAGUCGGUCGUGACCCUCACUCGAACUUAUACAGGAACAUCGACUUUGACCGGGCCAACUGCUGUUACCACUAUCUCACCUUCGGGUCCCACCCCUGGCACAGUCAUCAUUGAGAUACCGGGACCUGGUCUAGUGACAAACACCCGGCAAUACACUGGAACAUCCUUUUUGACUGGACCAAUAACUUUCACUACAGUGCCACCUUCAGGUACAAGACCCGGUACAGUCAUUGUAGAGACGCCAGGACCAGGGCCUGGUUUAGUCACUAGCACUCGCCAAUACACCGGCACGUCUACCUUCACUGGCGCAAUAACAAUCACUAUCACCCCUUCGGGAUCUGUCCCUGGUACAAUUAUUAUUGAAACUCCACCUCCGAGCACGGUCACGACGACGCGGCAAUACACUGGUACUUCAACCUUGACUAGGCCGCUAACAUUUACCGUUCCGCCUUCUGGAACUGUUCCCGGCACAGUGAUUAUUGAGACGCCGCCCCCCAGCACAGUCACAACAACACAACUGUACACUGGUUCGUCCACAUUGACAGGCCCGAUAACAUUCACUAUCCCGGCUUCUGGUACUACGCCAGGGACCGUUAUCGUCGAAACUCCGCCUCGGGCCCCAGUCACUAGCACCCGUCAAUACACUGGCACGUCAACCCUAACUGGGCCCAUAACUGUAACAACCAUCCCUCCUUCAGGGACAGUACCUGGAACAGUUAUCAUCGAAACUCCACCUCCUGAACCAGUUACCAGCACUAGGCAGUAUACUGGCACAUUAACCUUGACUGGCCCGAUUACUGUAACAACUGUACCUCCAUCAGGGACUAUACCUGGCACAAUCAUCAUUGAGACUCCACCUCCUGAGCCGGUUACUAGCACUCGGCAGUAUACUGGUACGUCAGCUUUGACUGGUCCUAUUACUGUUACAACUGUUCCGCCGUCGGGAACUGUGCCAGGUACAGUCAUUAUCGAAACUCCACCUCCUGGGACAGUCACUAUCACGCGACAAUAUACUGGAACUUCAGUCUUAACUGGUGCAGCCACUGUGACAACAAUCUCUCCGUCAGGAACUGAACCAGGGAUGGUCAUUAUCGAGACCCCCCCUCCUGAACCUGUCACCAGUACGCGGCUUUUUGUUAGGUGA